ACCAAAAUCAGGUUAACAAAUAACCAGAGAUAACCGGUCUCUGUAGUAUACUCAAAUGGUUAGUUUUUGCCGAUGGUGGUGCCCUAAACUCGAAAAAAAGAUGGCGGCGUUUUUGCAAACUAACAUCCGUCUGGAGAUCAUACCGGGAAGAUACAGUUCUCUCACCGAUCAUAAGUUUCGUGCGCCGUAUCGAAUUAGGUGCGCCGCCGCUUCACCGGUGAAAAAACGGUAUAACAUCACUCUGCUUCCCGGCGAUGGUAUCGGUCCAGAAGUUAUAUCUGUUGCUAAGAAUGUGCUUCAGAAAGCUGGAUUUCUCCAAGGACUAGAGUUUGAUUUCCAGGAGAUGCCUUUCGGCGGAGCAGCUUUGGAUUUGGUCGGAGUUCCAUUGCCGGAGGAAACUUCCACUGCUGCUAAACAGUCUGAUGCCAUUCUUCUUGGAGCUAUCGGAGGGUACAAAUGGGACAAGAAUGAGAAACAUCUGAGACCUGAGAUGGGUCUGCUUAACAUUCGAAGAGAUCUCAAUGUCUUUGCUAAUUUGAGACCUGCUACAGUUUUACCACAGCUAGUUGAUGCUUCCACACUGAAGAAAGAAGUAGCACAAGGUGUUGAUAUGAUGAUUGUAAGGGAGCUCACUGGAGGUAUUUACUUUGGAGAGCCAAGAGGCAUUACGAUCAACGAAAAUGGCGAAGAAGUCGGUUUUAAUACAGAGAUCUACGCUGCUCACGAGAUUGACAGAAUUGCUCGUGUUGCAUUCGAGACUGCUAGGAAAAGGCGUGGCAAGCUGUGUUCUGUUGACAAAGCCAAUGUCUUGGAUGCAUCAAUAUUGUGGAGGAAAAGAGUAACAGCUUUAGCCUCUGAAUAUCCAGAUGUUGAACUAUCACAUAUGUAUGUCGAUAAUGCUGCGAUGCAGCUUGUCCGUGACCCGAAACAGUUUGACACAAUCGUCACCAAUAACAUUUUUGGUGAUAUAUUGUCUGAUGAAGCUUCAAUGAUCACUGGUAGCAUUGGGAUGCUUCCAUCUGCAAGUCUUGGUGAAUCGGGACCUGGACUCUUUGAACCUAUACAUGGUUCAGCACCAGAUAUAGCUGGACAAGACAAGGCAAACCCAUUGGCCACCAUUCUCAGUGCGGCGAUGCUUCUCAAGUAUGGACUUGGAGAAGAAAAGGCUGCAAAGAUGAUUGAAGACGCGGUCGUGGAUGCUCUGAACAAAGGUUUCAGAACCGGAGACAUCUACUCCCCCGGAAAUAAACUGGUGGGAUGCAAGGAAAUGGGUGAGGAGGUUCUCAAAUCAGUGGACUCCAAAGUUCCUGUUUAAGAAAAGUGUGUAGCCCUUGGUUUUACUGUUACUUUUUUGCUAAUACAUGUAUUAGAAACUGUAUUCUUGUAGCUUUUAUAAUAAUAAAAUAUUUGGGAUCGAUUCUGCAAUUCAAAGACAAAAUUCUCCAAGAACAUUUGACAAGUCUCCUGCCUCAGUACCUUGUUCUUGAAGAUUGAGAAGUUCUCGCCAACUACAAAACUCAACAUCUUCUUCAAUCAAUAUUUGUUAAACGAAUAAAGUUUCAAGAGAGACAAGAAACUAUGUUUUUUAGCCGCUAGAGUAUUACAUUUUUCUACUGAAAAACCAAACUUAUAAAACAUAACAUUUAUAAAUCCGAAAACAACUAUCAAUCAUCAGGUUAGCCUUUGGAUUCACGACG
Molecule: messenger RNA, 1697 nt
Organism: Arabidopsis thaliana (thale cress)
Lineage: Eukaryota; Viridiplantae; Streptophyta; Magnoliopsida; Brassicales; Brassicaceae
Gene: IMD3
Product: isopropylmalate dehydrogenase 3
Exons: 8
Coding region: 56-1315 (419 amino acids)
Biological process (GO): L-leucine biosynthetic process
Cellular component (GO): chloroplast stroma
Molecular function (GO): magnesium ion binding; 3-isopropylmalate dehydrogenase activity; oxidoreductase activity, acting on the CH-OH group of donors, NAD or NADP as acceptor
Source: RefSeq, marked reviewed